Messenger RNA from Closterium sp. NIES-67, 2112 nucleotides. The record is from the annotation of a GenBank genome assembly. NCBI's taxonomy places the organism in Eukaryota, Viridiplantae, Streptophyta, Zygnematophyceae, Desmidiales, Closteriaceae.
AUUUUCGCGCCUUUUAUUUUCCUCCGCGCCUAAGCACGUUGCGCGUAUCAGCACCCUCGAUUCCGUCUGCGUGCUCUACUCACCUGCUCAACACCAGCUGCCAUGUAUUUGCUGCAGCAUUUGCCAGCUUCGCUUACCUGCUGUCCGCCCGCUCCUUCCGCUCCCCUCCUUCCCUCUCUCCGCUCUCUCGCUUCCUCCGCAUUCCACCUCGCCAUUUCCCGUCGCCUCGGCUAUUCCUCAGUCGUAUCCCGCAAUGCACGCCGCAAUACACUCUUCCCGUGUAGCCGUAGAAUCGCGCGGCUCGUUGGCGCGAGGGCGAGUGGGGAGCUUCGAGGCGACGUGGAUGCGAUAAUAGCGAGGGGGCGGGAGGCGGGCGCGUUUGUGGAGCACUGCACGUGUGUGGUGGCCGGUGCGGCUGACGGCCCGUUACACCGGCUGACGUUCGGCGUCAAGGACAUGUACGACGUGGCGGGCUUCCCAACGGGUUUCGGCAAUCCCACGUGGCUGGGCACGCAUGGCAUCCCCGAUACCACCGCGCCUGUCGUGCAGGCGCUGCUGGCAGCGGGCGCCACGCUGGUGGGCAAGACCGCCAUGGACGAGCUGGCCUUCUCCCUGGCGGGCGAGAACGCGCACUACGGCACACCCACCAACCCCACCGCGCCCGACCGCAUCCCUGGUGGCUCCUCCUCGGGCUCCGCCGCUGCUGUGGCAGCAGGUCUGGUUGAUUUCGCCCUGGGCAGCGACACAGCUGGCUCGGUGCGCAUCCCAGCCAACCACUGCGGCAUCUUCGGCAUCCGCACCACACAUGGCCGCCUCCCAUUGGCCGGCGCUCAACCCCUGCAGCCGUCCAUGGAUGCGGUGGGCUGGUUUGCCCGAGAAGCCACUGUCCUUCAACGAGUGGGCUCCAUGCUCUUCCACUCCCUCUCCUUAGCCUCCUCCUCCUCCGCCCCCUCCUCUUCUUCCUCCUCCUCCUCCUCCUCCUGCUCCUCCUCCUCCUCCUCCUCCUUCUCCUCUCUUCAACCCUUCACGGGUUGGCUAGUAGCAAAGGACGCAUUUGAGCUAGCAGACGAAGAUGCCGCCCGCGCAAUCUACGACAAGAUCUCGCCACAUACUGACGCAAUCGCAGCGGCGCUGGGUGGGCGGCCGGAGGAGGUUGCAGUUGCGGGGGAGGUGGGCAGCGAGCUGGGCGGUGUGCACGAGUGGGUGGAGGCCAUGCGUGUGCUGCAGCUCAUAGAGGCCUGGCAGUGCCACGGCCAGUGGAUCACCUCUCACCGCCCCGCCUUUGGCCCGGGCGUGGCGCAGCGCUUCCAAGCCGCCUCCCAGGUGGACCCUGCAGGGGACGAGGUGGCAUGCGCGCAGAGGAAGAGAGCGAGAUUCACCUCGCACGUGCAGAGUCUCGUUUCGGGUGGCAAGCUGCUCAUGCUGCCGGCCGCUCCUAGCAUAGCGCCGCUGAAGUCCGCCCCGCCUGCUGACGUGGACUCCUUCCGGGUCCGCACCCUGGCGCUCACUGUCAUUGGAGGCGCUGCCGGCCUGCCUCAGAUCACCCUGCCUCUCACCACGCUGCACGGCUGCCCCUUGGGGCUGGGCAUAGUGGCGGGCAGGGGGCGCGACGAGGACCUGCUGGCAGCGGCCGUUACACUGGCAGCGAUACUGGGCCUCUGAGGCACGCUUUUGAGUUGACUCAAAAGGCGAUACUGGGGCUCUGAGGCGCGCUUUGAGUCAACUCAAAAGCGGCGAUACUGGGGCUCUGAGGCGUGCUGCUGCUGUUCUCCGGAGGUGGGGCUGCUGCUAUGCUACGGGUGUAAGGUUGGCAUUUGUGCUCCAUUUGAAUAGCGCGUACAGGGCAUACGUGGGCAUAGAAUCAGUCAACUACGAAUGUAUAUACACAUUGUUGGAAAUACCUCAAAGGACUUGAGCGUUUCUGAAGUGUAACACUGUACUCGAGGAAGAUUACAGGGGAGCACGCGGAGGUUACACAAGGGGGCGGACAAAGAAUGCGAAAAGACUCGAAAGGUCGCAACUGGAGGUUGCGACUGACCGUUACAACAUCACGGAUGGUAAUCGAAGCGGCAAUCGAAUCGCUGUGCGACUCGAUAAACCGUUCCUGUAACU